Molecule: messenger RNA, 120 nt
Organism: Dentiscutata heterogama
Lineage: Eukaryota; Fungi; Glomeromycota; Glomeromycetes; Diversisporales; Gigasporaceae
Source: the annotation of a GenBank genome assembly
GCAUUAAACUUAUUUGAAUUAUUUGGUGGUGUAUUUGGAAUACUUACAAGUUUAUAUGCAUUACUAUUUGGUAUAAAGUCUAUUCAACUAUGGGGUUUAGUUCAGAGAAAUGUUUUUAAA